AUGGUCGCCGCAAGCGAGGGAGACCCGACGCCGACGACCACGGUCCCCCCGGGGCUCACGCUCAACCUCGGCCCCCUGACGACGACAUUCGCGCCCCCGGGCAACUGCACAUCCCUCACGCUCGGCUAUUACGGCCACCGCGUCUCCAUGUCGAUGAACGUGACGACCGUCCUGCAGUGGAACCGCGGGUACGAGUGCCCGACUACGUACGGCGGGAGCCUGUUCCAGCUCAUCUCGUCGUGCUUCCCGGAGCGCUACGGCCCCGCGUACAACAACAUCCAGGACUGGCGGGGCCCCGAUGCCCCCGCCCGGGGCCACCCAGCCGAUCCAGACCUCCUUCCCGACCACGACGUCGACGUAUCCCACCGUGUCCACGUGGAGCAUCCUGUCCAAGGGGCAGACGGCGCACGGCUGCUGCCCGAGGUGAGUCCUGUUGGCCCCGGGGAUGGGGAAAUCAUCCCGAACCAAAACGAGUUGCAGACGGUGGGCUCACAUGGCGCAAGCGGCUUCCGGUGCUACGCCCCGUACACGUGUAUUUCAACGCCGCCGCUCUCGGCCACCGUCACCGCAGACAUGAGCCAGGGCUGUCCGAGCAAAAGCAUGAACCGGACAACCAGCACGCAGCUCAUAUCCAGCGACAUCUGGCCCUUUGUCUUCGCGCCGCAGGUGGUUCUCGUCCGCGGAAACGACACCGCCACCGCCGCCGCAUCCGGCUCGUCCGGCCCGUCAACGACCUCGAGCGCUUCCGGCGACGGCGACGCGCGGGGCGGCCUGAGCACCGCGACAAAGGCGGCCAUCGGGACCGCUCUUCCCCUGAUCCUCAUCGUCCUGGCGCUGGCGGGGUAUGUAUUCUACCGCCGAAGGAGCCGCAGCAAGGCCGAGGCCGGGGCGGCGUCCGAGCAGGAGAGCGGCCUUCCGGGCAUGAACAAGCCCGAGUUGGACGCGACGCCCUCCCCCUUCGGACCCUCGCUUGGUCCUGAAAGCGAACUGGACGGGACGCCUCGCGGUGCCGAUUCCACUUCAGCGGGGCAUCCAGUUUCUGAGCUGCCGGGGUCGGGCGCCGCAACGGCCGUGGGAGCCAUGUGUGAGUUGCCGGGCGAUGGGGAGUUUGCCACCAGAACAGCACAGCCGAGAGAGUCGGACGGGAUUGCUGCUGAUGAUGAAGAGGGCGAGACUGGACAAGGUGCUUCCAUAAACGGUGCAUCUGAACCAAAGGCACACGAUACCAAGGAGCAUAGAUGCUGA
Molecule: messenger RNA, 1245 nt
Organism: Metarhizium acridum CQMa 102
Lineage: Eukaryota; Fungi; Ascomycota; Sordariomycetes; Hypocreales; Clavicipitaceae
Source: RefSeq, a predicted model, not a curated record